This is a messenger RNA of Anthonomus grandis grandis, 865 nucleotides long. RefSeq lists its product as uncharacterized. The transcript is spliced from 3 exons. The coding region runs from base 112 to 630 and encodes 172 amino acids. The record is from RefSeq and is a predicted model, not a curated record. NCBI's taxonomy places the organism in Eukaryota, Metazoa, Arthropoda, Insecta, Coleoptera, Curculionidae.
UUAAUUUAUGGUUAUAUUUAUAACAACAAACGGGAUUCAACCAGAAUAAAAUAUAAAUAUUGCAUUAAUUAAAAUAAAAUUUAUUGUUUUUCGUUUCGGUUCGUAUUAAAAAUGCGUAACGUUGAAAUUAAAGCUAAAGUACGAGAUUUACAACAAUUACUGAGUCAAGCAGAAAAAUUAGCUGCCGCAGAAGCAACUAUCAUAAAACAGCAUGAUACCUUUUAUACUGCCCCCAAUGGUCGAUUGAAGCUCAGAAGAUUCCCAGAUAGCGGUAGUGGAGAACUAAUAUUUUACGAUCGUGAGAAUAAGCCGGGACCAAAAUUGUGUAACUUUGAGAAAGUGGAUGUAGCAGCCGAAAGUGUGGAUGGGUUACACAAUGUCUUAACCAAAGCACUAGGAGCAAAAGAAGACUUGAAAAAAACAAGACGUUUAUUUUUGGUUGAUCAGACCAGGAUCCAUGUUGAUGAAGUGGCGAGUCUGGGGAAUUUUAUGGAGUUGGAGGUAUGUUUAAGACCAGACCAAACGGUGAAAGACGGUGAAAAAAUUGCACACGAUUUAAUGGUGAAAUUGGGAAUUUCACCCAAGGAUCUGAUAACUAUGGCGUAUGUAGACCUUCUCUCUAAUGCUUAAUUCCAAUUGUGUUGUGAUAUAUAAGUGACCCAAACAAACUUUAUUGAGCUAGUCACUCAGGAGUAAUGUACAUAUUUUUUUUUGAGAAUUUUCCUGAAACCAUCACAUUUUACUAAGAAACCCCUUUUUAAUACAAAAAAAAUUAGGACUGGAAAACUUAACGUAUUUAUUAAUUUUUUUUGUCAAUGUUGUUGUAUUUUCAUUUAUUAUUAAGCAAUAAAGAAAUGCGAUUUUA